UUGUUAAGUUCUAUAAAGUCGUGUGUAUGCGUCAAAACGAGAAAGACGAGAACAACGAAAGAGAAAGACGGGAAAUCGUUCUUGCUACGACUCUACGAUCGUUGUUUUUUCCGUGUGUCGCCGUGUUCGCGACAUUUAUCUACGUUUGCAUUGUUCGUUAUUUUCUUUGGCGUGUAAAUCCACCAAAAGGAGGUUGUAGUUGGGCGCUGUGGCCCGAAUUUUAUUAACUAACGACACCAUGUCGGAGGAUCAAGUCAAAUCUCCGAUCGACGGUAUUCUUCCGUUUUUACAAAGCAUUGAAUGGCGGGAUCCAUGGCUUGCAUUAUUGUUAACUUUCCAUGUUGCUGUCACAAUGACCGCAUUAAUGACAAGAAACCAUGCCAAUUUUCAAAUUAUGUUAUUCCUUGCUCUGUUACUUUUGGUAUAUUUCUCUGAAAGCAUCAAUGAAGUUGCUGCAUCUAAUUGGAUGUUGUUCUCAAGGCAGCAAUAUUUUGAUUCCAAUGGGCUCUUUAUAUCUGUAGUGUUUUCUGUGCCUAUCUUGAUGAAUUGCAUGAUUAUGAUUGCAAGCUGGCUUUAUCAAUCUAGUCAAUUAAUGACCAGUUUGAAGAGAGCACAAUUGAGGCAACAAGCAAGGAACCGGGAAAUAGAAGAUGAAUCUGCGAAUGCAAAUGGGUCUGUUGCAAGAGAAAAGCAAGAAUAACAUUCUAGUCCAAUAAUAAUAAUGGAAAACACGAAAUAUAAAAAUGUAAAUUACAUACUAUGAAACAAGCAUUGGCUUGUUUUUACCUCAAAUAGGGUAGUAUAUAACAGCAUUGUAAAAUUUGGCAAAUAUUCAAAAUAGCAUUUUUUUAAAACGUUACUGCCGACAUAAUCAUUACUGUCAUUCAUAUUGAAAUUGACUAGCUCCACUGUCGGUUGAUUGUCUUUCCAAUAUUAUGUCGUGUAUAUAUAAUGAUUAGAACGUGAAUUCAGAAGCCUGCAAAUAAUUUAUUUAUUCAAAAUCAACGAUGUGCUAAAUUGCGGCAUGACACGCAAUUUGAAAAUUACAAGAUAUUAUAUAAUUCUCGAGAGAAUACUGUUAUCUUAUAUUAAGGUACAUUCCAACGGUUCUCUACUUUUAUUUUUAACAUUGAAAUAUUUGUUAUGGAUCAGUGUUCUUAAAACAUUACCGGUGUACUUACUAUUGUAACACAUAUUGCUUAUUACGAAAACUGAUAAAAAAAAAAAUGGCAUAAUUACAUAAUAAUGGCUCUAGAUAUAUAUGUAAGUAUGUAUGUACGUAUGAAUGAGUAUAAUUAUCUCAGAACCGAAAUCUUAAAAGAUGUAACGAAUAUAUUAUAUCUACAGUUAAGAAUUUCUUGUGUUGUACAUUUGUGUAAAUGAACAAUUUCUUGCCGUUGCAAUAUUUAACGCGUGAUUAAAUUUAAGUAAUAAAAUAUUUCUUCUUAA
Messenger RNA from Bombus pascuorum, 1449 nucleotides. RefSeq names its product transmembrane protein 18 (gene Tmem18). The coding region runs from base 239 to 700 and encodes 153 amino acids. NCBI's taxonomy places the organism in Eukaryota, Metazoa, Arthropoda, Insecta, Hymenoptera, Apidae. Gene Ontology annotation, cellular component: nuclear membrane. The transcript is spliced from 5 exons. The record is from RefSeq and is a predicted model, not a curated record.